UGCAAUUAUUUUUAUAAAGAAAGUCUACAAAAGAUCGAGGACUUGGGUCUUUAAUCGUCAGCUAUUCAUUUCCUGGACAUGAAAAAAAAAGUCAGUUGCCAAAACAGCAAAUCCGUUGGGUUUUUUCCCCCAAAAAGUUUAAAAUCUGCAGAGGUUUGCUGCAAAGGAGAGCCUCCAAAUGCAUCCGAAACAUCUCUCGAUCGACGACUUCCAUUGCCAUUUAAAGAUUUAAGGCCCUUCCAUUUGAAAAUCCCCUCCUUUUCGCUUCCCUCCACUGAUGAAAUGCACGUUAUAAUUAGUGUUUUUUUUUUUCAACCGGCGCUUCCCUCUUCCUGUUUCAAGUCGCUGCGAAAGUUGCGUGGCCCUCCCACUUUCCGGCGUGCCUUACGCCUCACCUGUGCGUAACUCCUUCCGGGAAUCGCCCUCUUUUUGGCGCAGCCCGCCGGCGUAGGUGUGGGCCUAGGCGGCCCCUUCGGAGCCUCGGACUGGAGUGAGAGGCCACCCCGCUUGAGACGACCGGGAGGCUGGGGAAAUCUACGCGGCCCGAUGCGGCCUUUCUCCGGCUCCAGGACGGGCUAGCUGCUUCGAGGGUGAUUAUCUACACCAGCUGGUGAGAAACACCUCUGCUCUGGAAAGUGUCUUCCCCGUAAACCGGAUUAUGACCUGAAUAAGACGGACAUGUCUGCUGAUCCCCGGCCAGGCUGGAGGCCCUGGAGAAGCCGGCCGAAGGAGGAAGAAGACACAGCGCUAAGGACAGGUCCAGGCACACAGUUGGGUGAGCCGGGGAAAUAUGCCUAUGCUGCUCUCUGUGCGGUUUCCUUGGCCUCGUUGUUUCCGGAUCAGGAAGAAAGUGCCUACAGGACGGGAGUGGUGGAGAACCUGGUCAGGUGGCUGGAAUUGUCGGACACUGUGAUGCCAUCCAUGCUGGCCUUUGCUGGAGGUCUGGGGGCUGAAGGGACAGAGACCUUCACUCAGAUUCUUCUGAGCGAGCCGCUUCUGAAGGAUGAGCCUGGCGCCAUUAUGCUGAACCUGGUCUCCUUUUCUCUCAAGGAUGGCUACUACGAUGCUCGCAUGCGAGUGCUUCUGUCCCACAUGGCCGGGUUGCUGGGGAUCCCGUUGGCAGAAUUGGAAGACGCUGAGGACUAUCUGCUUGAAUGUCUGAAGGAGGAAAAAGAGGUGGAAUCGGAAACCGAUGAAGGCAAGCGGAAGAAGAAGGAGAGAAGGAAGAGGUUGAAGCGGUACCUGCUGAUUGGCUUAGCGACUGUAGGCGGAGGGACAGUCAUCGGCCUGACCGGGGGGUUGGCUGCCCCCCUGGUGGCUACUGGAGCAGCGGCCAUCAUCGGGACCGCUGGGGCCACGGCCUUGGGGUCAGUAGCCGGGGUGGCCAUUAUCGGUUCUCUCUUCGGAGCCGCUGGAGCAGGACUUGUGGGGUACAAGAUGAAAAAGCGCGUGGGGGCCAUCGAAGAAUUCGAAUUCCUUCCCUUAACCGAAGCGAAGCAGCUCCAUAUCACCAUCGCCAUCACCGGCUGGCUUUCUCCGGGGAAAUACGGCAGUUUUACGGCUCCCUGGAGCAGCCUGUUACAGUCCAAGGAGCAAUACUGCUUAGCCUGGGAGUCCAAGUACCUGCUGGAGCUGGGCAGCACCCUGGACGCCUUGUGGAAUGGCUUGGUCAACAUGGUCGCUCAGGAGGCCCUGAAGUACACCGUCCUGGCGGGGAUUGUGACAGCCCUCGCCUGGCCUGCUUCUCUGCUGGCGGUGGCUGGUGUGAUCGACAACCCCUGGGGUGUGUGUCUCCAUCGCUCCACUGAGGUCGGAAAACACUUGGCACAGAUACUUCUCAGCCGGCAGCAGGGCAAGCGGCCGGUGACCCUGAUUGGGUUCAGUCUUGGCGCUAGAGUGAUCUACUUCUGCCUGCAGGAGAUGGCCAAGGAGAAAGAUUGCGAAGGGAUCAUUGAAGAUGUGGUGCUGUUGGGGGCCCCCAUAGAAGGCGAUCCGAAAUCCUGGAAACUGAUCACCAAAGUCGUUUCAGGCAGGAUCAUCAAUGGCUUUUGCAGGGGGGACUGGCUGUUGAGAUACGUCUACCGCACCGCCUCCAUUCAGCUGAGCGUCGCAGGGCUUCAGCCUGUCUGCCUGGAUGACCGCCGGAUGGUGAACGUGGAUCUGUCUUCCGUCGUCAAUGGCCACCUGGACUACAUGAAGCAAAUGGACGGCAUCCUGAAGGCCGUGGGGCUCAAAACAAGACAGCAAGAACAAGGGGGCCUCCUUGGGAUUCUUACCCCCAGCGAGGAGGAGAAACAGGGGAUGCCUCCCGAUGGCGCAGCCUCUGUGGGGCCCAGUGGGCUGGGCAGGCCUGACGUGGAUGGAGCCAAGGAAGGGGAAGGCCUCAACGGCCAUGAAGACUCCUGGUGCUGGGAGCCAGUCUCCGCUCCUGGGCAGGAAUGUGAGGUUUCUCCAGCCAGGGUUUCUAAAGAGGAACAGCCUCAUGAAAUCCUCUCCCCAUCCUCCUCCUCCUCUCCCUCUUGAUAUCGCCCAAAUCUUCUCUGCGGACCUCGGGGUGCCCGGACACCCAGAGGAAAUGCAUUUUGCACGGACGGAGCCGUUCCGAAGGACUGUGUCUUUUUUCUCCUGUGCCUUAGUCUCAGACAAGCGGGGAACCUCAGAAAUGCUGGCGUCAGAGUCAGCAAGCCCCUCUCCGCUCUUUUUCUCCGACGCCUGGUAUCCUGCCCCCGAACGUGGAGGUGUUCUGACCUGGGCUUCCCAAAAGCACGAAGCCGACUCCUCAUCCCGAGAAAACCCCUUUUAUUUAAGUUAAAGG
Molecule: messenger RNA, 2815 nt
Organism: Thamnophis elegans (Western terrestrial garter snake)
Lineage: Eukaryota; Metazoa; Chordata; Lepidosauria; Squamata; Natricidae
Gene: TMCO4
Product: transmembrane and coiled-coil domains 4
Exons: 15
Coding region: 679-2523 (614 amino acids)
Source: RefSeq, a predicted model, not a curated record